Malus domestica (apple) is the source of this 1323-nucleotide messenger RNA. RefSeq names its product O-methyltransferase 1, chloroplastic-like. Gene Ontology annotation, biological process: methylation. Lineage: Eukaryota; Viridiplantae; Streptophyta; Magnoliopsida; Rosales; Rosaceae. The record is from RefSeq and is a predicted model, not a curated record. Gene Ontology annotation, molecular function: methyltransferase activity.
UUGGGGUUUGCUGACUGAAGGCCUGGUCGUUGGCGCGCAUCGCGCUCCAUGCGCAGACCAAGGGGCUGAUUACGACUGCCACUUGAUACUGAGCUCAUCGUUCGUUCGAUGAUCGCUCCCAUUCUUUCGUACUUUGUAGGGCGUUGCAGCAGAAGACUAAUCUGAAUUGUAUGGACUGUUUAGCGGGCGUUGCACAUGCCCCGGCUACUGCUAUCUUGCGCCGACCGGUCCUCUACACCACUUCAAGAAGGGAUAGAAAUGGCGGGUUGAAGUUGCGAGCCAAAAUCGUCGAAGAAAACGACCCAUUACUUCAAUCUGCCAUUGAUUCGGCUUCUCUUCGUUUCCGGGAGACCCAUCGACCAAAGCCUCUGUUUGUUGAUCCGUAUGCUGGUUGCUUUGUUCCUCCUAAUGCUCAGAUGGACAUGAUGCAAUGCUCACAUCAUUAUUGCGUUGCUACUAAAUUCAUCGACGAUAAGUUGCUUCGAACGGUAAACCAUAUCGAUGGAUUAAAGCAGGUUGUUUUGCUAACCGAUGGAAUGGAUACCCGUCCAUAUAGGCUUAGUUGGCCAAGUUCAACCAUUAUAUUCAAUGUUUCUCCGGAACGGGUGUUCAAAAGAGCAGCUGAGAAGCUUCAAGGUGUUGGGGCUAAGAUUCCUAGAAGCUGCUUAUCCCUUCACGUUCCUUUGGAAUCCUCCGACAUACAGAAAAGUCUGCGUGCUAAAGGGUUUAACGGCAAUCAACCUAGCAUUUGGGCCAUGCAGGGGUUGCCUUUGAUGACAUUAGCAAGUUUUGAAGAUAUUUUGCUCACUGUAAGUGGUUUGGCAAUGAAGGGAUGUUUUUUCUUGGGAGAAUUACCUGCUUGGUUGGCAGAAACUGAAAUAGGGACCAAGACUAGUGCAAGGACAUGGUUGGAGAAACUAUUCAUGAACAAUGGCUUUCGGGUGGACAUGAUUUGUUUUGAUGAAGUUGCAAGGAGUUUAGGCAAGGAAUUAGCACCGGGAAGGUAUAAGAAUAUACUAUUUUCUGCAGACCAACUGCGGUUUUCUGAUGAUCAGACGCUGAACUUUUAGUGUUGACAGAUGAAACUUGGGAGGAAGGAAUUCCUGAGAGCCGAGGAAGAAGGGGACGAGGAAGGUUUCGAAGAGCUCUAAUACAACUAGGUAUUUAGGCUACAGGCCUGAGAUGACAGAUUUUGCUUCUUAUUUUAUGGUCUUGCUUUUAACCACGCCACAUUGUAACUAAUUUGUACUCAAAUUUUGGUUGAUCUUUCCCUUGCCUUGUAUAAUUUUUUUAUGUUAAUAAACUUGUUUUAUUCGUUACACA